Molecule: messenger RNA, 3269 nt
Organism: Aphidius gifuensis
Lineage: Eukaryota; Metazoa; Arthropoda; Insecta; Hymenoptera; Braconidae
Gene: mst
Product: protein misato
Exons: 6
Coding region: 1551-3170 (539 amino acids)
Biological process (GO): mitochondrion distribution
Cellular component (GO): cytoplasm
Source: RefSeq, a predicted model, not a curated record
GACUGAGGGACUUGACAAUUGGUAUGAGAGUACAACUCAAUUGAGACGAACGUGCUGUGACACUAUAUUUUGUUGCGGAUUCACAGAGUCAAUUCGCAAAAGGCGGUGGAAAGGAGUGGCGUGUCGAGUGUAGCCGAUGAUGAUGAUGGGGUAGCUGAGAGUAAGCUGUUGUCCGGAACUAGCGGGGAUGUAUGCUGUUUGCUGUUAACGAGAUGCGGUUGUUGGUGGUCUGGUGAAAAGAGAGAAAAAAAAAAAAAAAAAUUAGAUAGAUAGAAUUGCUGUAUCGCGAACGGAUUUGCUGUGGGAAUCUCGAGUCAUAGGGGAUCUCAUUGUUUGGAGAUCAGAGUUAGGAGAGUACAACAAGACUUAAUGAAUUGAUGGCGUUUUAAUUUGCUGACCCCUCUGAUAAUGAAGCCGGACACUUGAGUAGCUGAUAAAGAACGUGCUCAUCACCAGACACCUCGGUAGUGGCGGCGAAUGUGGAAUUUUAAAAUUCAAAAAAAAAAUAUAUUUAUUACUGAUGAUUAAUCAAUACAUCUAUGUCAUCAAUUUAUCAUUAUUAUAUUUUUUUUUCUUAUUUAAUUGAUGAUAUACAUGUAGCUGAUUUUUCCAGUUGAACAAUUUAAAAAAAAAAAUUUUAUCAUCCAUGAAAGCCGUAUUGUCGUCACUCCGAAAACCGUGAGUCUCUAUUUUCAAACAAACAUAAAAAAAAAAAAAAAAAAAAAAAAGUAUGUUCGGUUUAUUGAUUAUAAUUAGUUUUUUUUUUUACUUUUUUUUUUUUUUUUUGUAUUCUUUUAAUUAUUUAAAUUUUUAUUUGAUAUUAUUUAUGUUUGUUAUAUAAACAAUGGUUUUUAUUUUUAUUUAUUUUUUCUUGAUUUAAUUUUUUUUCUAACGUCGAUAUCGAUUGAAGUAGUUGGGUGGGAAAAAUUAAUUUGUGCAUAAUUAAAUUUUUCUUUCAGUCAGUAAUCACGUAAGUAUGGAUUGGUAAUGACAUCGUUGGAUCAAAAAUUCAAUUUUUGUUUUUGUUCAUUUACUUAUGGAGGAUUUUAUAGAAUAAAGAGAGAAAAAUUUUAAUAAAAAAAAUAUUAUACAACUAAUUUUAUUAUUGAUUUAUUUAUUUUUUUGAAUUAUAUCCUAAAUUUAUUAUUAAUUAUUCAUGUUAAUUUUAAAAUAAUAAAAUAGAAUGAAUUAAUUUUCUAUUUUUGGGCUUUGACUAUUCAACGAGUCAAAAAAAUGCUUUGAACAAUCAUCUGGUGAUCAGGUUGUGCCUGACAAAAUCUAUUAUUAAUAUUUUUAUAAAUAAAUAAAUUUGUAGAUGACUUGCAAGUUGCAACACGAUAAAUUUAAAUCAAGACGCCAUUGCUGUCAUUCAGGUGAGUAAACUGAACGACGAAAAAUUUCCCAUGUUGAUAACAACAACGUAAUUCCAAUGUAACUAGAAUAAAACUAAACUCUAAAGCUCAAUUUAUCUAUCACACGUGAGUUGUCAAUAAAUAAAUAAAUCAUUGCACAACAGUUAAUAAUAAAUAAUACUCCAAUAAAUAUUAAAAAUGUCAACAAGAGAAAUAAUUACUCUUCAAUUUGGUCAUUAUGCUAAUUUCGUUGGUGCACACUGGUGGAAUUUACAGGAGGGAAAUUUCUCUUAUGAUUCAUCUAAACCAUCUGAAAUAAAUCAUGAUGUUUUAUAUCGUGAAGGACAAAAUCCAAAGAGAGAAGUUACAUUUACACCUCGAUUAUUGUCAGUUGAUUUAAAAGGAUCACUUGGUUACUUGAGUGAACAUGGUAAUCUUUAUGAGGAUGAUUCUCCAUCAGAUCCAGAUUCAAUGUGUCUAUGGAAUUCAGAUAAUAUUGAAAUAACUAAAGAAGAAAAAUUACCAAAAGCACCAUUCAUUCAAAGCCUAGAAGACAAUGCAACAAAUAAUGAAAAAGUUGAAUUUGAAUUUGAAGAUGAAGUUGAUAGUUGGGUUGAUUAUGUAGUUCCAAGAUUUCAUCCAAGAACAAUUAACAUUGUCAAAGAAUAUAAACACAAUGAUAAUGAUAAAAAAUUUGAUAUAUAUAAUUAUGGUAAAAAUUUAUGGCAAACUGAAAAAUUUCAAGAUGAUUUUUCUGAUAAAAUUCGUGCUUAUGCUGAAGAAUGUGAUUUGAUGCAAGGUUUUCAGGUUUUAAUGGAUUGUACUGAUGGAUUUGGUGGUCUUGGAUCUUCUUGUAUUGAACAUCUUAAUGAUGAAUAUGGAAAAAGUAUAUUAACGUUUCCAUUGAUUGAUUCAACAAUAAAUGAACCAUCAAUAAAUGAUUUAAUAAAAUCAUUAAAUAUUGCUCUUUCUUGGCAAAAAAUUGGUGAAUGUUCAUCAAUAUAUAGUCCAUUGUGUUGCAGUGAAGAAGGCUGGUCACCAAAAACACCUCGUAAAUUUGAAAAUAUAUCAUAUAAUCAAAAUUCAAAGUAUCAUACAUCAGCAAUAUUGGCAACUGCAUUGGAUACAUUGUCAAUAAGAUAUAGACAUAAAAGUUAUCCUAGUUCAGCAUUAUCUGAUUUAUGUGCUGAUAUGAAUAAACAAGGUAGAAAAGCAGCAGCAAUGAGUUUAUCAUUACCAUUUCCAAUGACUGCUAAAAAAGAUUUAAUUGAUAUACUUGAUGAUAUGGAAACUUCAUUGUGGACAAGUUUAACACCAAAUUGUGAAAUAAGUGGUGAAAGAAAUAUGCAAAGUUUUUCAUUGAGAGGUAUACCUGAGGAUAGAUUAAAAAGACCAAUGAUUGAUGCAAGAAAACAAAUGGGUAAACCAGCAUACAGUUGUAAAACUGUACAUGAAAUGAUGACAAUGUAUUUGGCUUAUUCUUGUCAUGCUUCUGCUACGUACUUGACAAAUACAACACAACCAUUAAAAAUUGAUACACCUUAUCCAAAAAUAUUUAAAAAUAAUUUACAUGAAAAUGGUGAUGUUGCUGAUUGGCCAGUUGGUGAAACUGUUAAAACAAUUCCUGUUAUGGCUGGACUUCACAGUACCAGUGAAAUGUCAAAAAUGUUUGAAUCACUUCAUGAUCGUGUAUCAAAAAUUAAAAAUAUAAAAAAAUUUCAUGCUUUUGGAGAUGCUGGAUUGGAACAAGAUGACUUGGCUGAAUGUCUCAAUCAUCUUCUUGAUACCAAGGAAUCAUUUGAAGAAAAUUACGUCUAAUUAUUUAAAAUUUUUUUUAUAUCAAUUUUUCUACUCAUAAAAAAAAAGUCAAUAGUUAUGUAUUUUGUUGAAUAAAAAAAAAGGUAAAUUUUGAAUUAA